Molecule: messenger RNA, 3329 nt
Organism: Cephus cinctus (wheat stem sawfly)
Lineage: Eukaryota; Metazoa; Arthropoda; Insecta; Hymenoptera; Cephidae
Product: chymotrypsin-like elastase family member 2A
Exons: 5
Coding region: 254-1165 (303 amino acids)
Biological process (GO): proteolysis
Molecular function (GO): serine-type endopeptidase activity
Source: RefSeq, a predicted model, not a curated record
UUAGACUUCUUGGGGAUCGUUCACCAGGCUGAUCAUCCGGGAGGAUCAUACCACAGUAGUAUCCUCGUAUUCACAUCGUGAUCGGCUCUCUAGUGAGAAUGUUCGUUGGCUCGUGAAAGUGCCAUUACCUCAGGACGGUUAAGCGAGUGCCAUCCUCUUAUUUUUGAAGGAUGUACCCAGGUCCUUUGGUAAAAUAAAAAAACCGCUGGCUAUACAUACAUAUAUAUUUUACAAAAAGAAAACGUAAAACAAAAUGAGGUUUCCACGUGGUUUUACCGCCAUAAUUAUUAUCGCCCUGGCAGGAAGUACCUCGUCGAUGAUGAAGUCAGGUCGCGACGAUCAUAGCAAGUGUGGUAGACCUGCCGUGUCGCAAAGACAACCACGAUCGACAGGGCGACAGCCACGACCAUCCACCGGGCGAAUUUUUAAUGGGAAACCAAGUAGACGUGGUGCUUGGCCUUGGCAAGUGUCACUUCAGCUACUUCAUCCUAAACUAGGCUUCAUCGGACACUGGUGUGGUGGCGUUCUGAUAGAUUCAAAAUGGGUACUCACUGCAGCCCAUUGCGUUCACAAUGAACUUUUCAAUCUACCUAUCGGCGCUCUCUGGACAGCCGUUUUGGGUGAGUGGGAAUUGGAUUCCGGUGGUCGUGGGUCAGCACGUCUUCCAGUGGAGAGAGUGAUUCUUCACGAGCGAUUUAACAACUACGUUCACGAUAUAGCACUGAUGAAGCUGAGCAGACCAGCGCCAUUGUCGAAAGUCGUAAGAAUCAUAUGUCUUCCGGAAUCGAAAGAAAAGUUCACUGACGCACAGUGCGUGGCCUCGGGUUGGGGUCGUUCAGGACCAUCGCCGUCGCUCUCAUCGGCGCUCCUCGAAGCCAGCGUGCCUUUAUUGAAUCUGGAGGAAUGUAAAAAAGCUUAUGGACAAUCGGUUCCCAUUCGUGGUGGUCAUCUCUGCGCUGGACAUACUGACGGCUCAUCCGGAAGUUGCGUGGGUGACUCUGGUGGACCUUUGCAAUGUCGACGAGCGGACGGUGAUUGGCUGCUGGUUGGUAUCACUUCAUUUGGAUCAGGUUGCGCAAGACCAGGAUAUCCUGACGUCUACACAAGGAUACAACAUUAUUUAAACUGGAUAAAGGAUACCAUGAAUGCCGAUGCGAACACCUGAAUUAAUUAAUUAAGCGACUCUAUCGAGAACUGUGAUUUUGGAUACUACGUCGUUUACGCGUAGGUGAUACAAACUUGUAUAUAAGUCUAGGUAGUUUUAUAUUUUUUUAAUGAGAGUUUAAAAAUUGUUUCGUGCCUCAAUAUGUUCGGUACAGCUAAUGUCCAGUAUGAUCCUAAGUGUUCUAGUAAGGAUAAUAAGCACGUACCUAGAGACAUAUAUAUAUAUAAUACACUGGUCUAGUGUGGUAAGUAAGAAUCUGUGUAUAUUGACAUAAGGAUCAAUUACGUCCGAAUCUUUAUCCUUAUGUUUACCAGGACUCUGGAUAUCGGAAUCCUUCCAAAAUUCUUGACAAACAAUAUCCCUGGUGUCUCUUGACAUAUAUUUCUUAUAGCUGGGACUGAUCUUGUCUUCGAGCUUUGUUAUAGAGUAUUGAUAAGCGUACGUGACUUUCAUUCUGUUUGCCAAGAAAUUGACCACGAUUUUGGGGGAUAUAUAUAUAUAUAUAUAUAUGCACACACGUUAAGGGUGAAGAUACCCUUAAAGAUUUCUUAUUCAUGCGAAAUCAAAUUCGCUAACUUUCAAAAGAAAAGUCAUUUCCCUGAGGGCUCACGGUAUUUCAAUUUGAAACAGAAAAAUCCAUUUGAGCGAGCGUCACCUGUUGUAUCUGGAUACGCCAUCUGAACAUCUGCAUUUAUAUAAGUACCUAUCUCACGCCUCUCUCAAUUCACAUUGUUGCGUAAGUUCAAAGCGUACGCCCAGGAAGCUAUGCUACUGCUAUACAUUGAUAAAAUUAGAUAUAUCGAUUUACCAUGCACGUGUGUUCACAUUCAUACAUAUCAUGUGCAAACUCAGGCUCGAGAAGCUACCUAUGAGUACUCGCGGUGCAUACUCGUAAUUAACUUAAUACGGCCCACUUAAUAUGCAUACUAGAUUGUUGAUAGGCAUAUAUGAUAGUCUGGUAAGUUUCAGAAAUUUGUAAUAUACUAUAGGUAUAUACUAUGUAGCAGUACUGAUGAAAGUAUCAGACAGUGCUCUAAGUGUCAGACUUUUAAAAUAAUUCUACUGUUAAAUUGGAAAGUCGAGAAAGUUUAUUGUACGUUAAAAUCUUUUGGUAAGAGAAGAAAUUUUUAUUAAUAUUUUUCGAUAAGGCUAGAACUGAAAUUAUGAUAUUUUAUACUUUUUUUUUUGGAAAGGUUAUUCCAUAAUUUUACUAGAGAGUAUGUAUAGUGCAUUAUGCAAUUUCUGUCUAUGUUUCUACUAGGUAAGUUUUAAGUGCAAUUAGAUACUUAAUCCUAUUAUAGACUGUUUAACCAGAUAGUGUUUCAAGCUUGUAUUCAUAUUAUAAAUAGACUUGAGAUUUUCGAUAUUCGAAAAUGUCCUCUUUCGCGGACGCAGGUGUCAUAUUAGGGGAAUUGAAUCUACUUAGUAAAUUAACAUGGCUGAGCUUGUUUGGAACGGUCACGUCGAGUGUUAAUUAGUAAUUACAUUAGAUAGUUUGCGAGCUAUUACAAAGCGCACCUGCUACAUAGAAAUAUACAUAGCCAGAAUAGGAACGCAAGUGUCAGAGUGUUAAAAAAAAAUCAAGUGAACGAAAAAACGCGUGACCAAUUGAAAUCAUACGUCAUGCAAAAUGAAAUUUUUUCUUUCGUCGCCACAGUUUUUUUAUUUUCUCUUCGUCGCAUCUCUCGAUUUUCAUUUGCAGAUUUUAAUAAUUGCUGCCAUAAAUAAACGUCCAUUAUCAUCAUUGUAACGUUGUACAGUCGCAAGUUUCACGGGCUAAAAGAUGAAAGUGCGAAACUUUCUUCACUCGCAGAGUGCUGAUCGAGAUGUUACUUUACAACCAUGAAAAUUAGGGUUACAAUAUUCACUGAGCCUUAGACUGUUAUUAAAACAUUUCAAUUUAAUUAGCAUAACGCAAGUUUACUUCUCACUGAGCCUGCCAAGCCAAGGUUUGUCAUUAAUCCCAGCCAUUACUUGAUUAAAGGAACAUGUCCCGCUGGGAAACACGGAUGGGAGUGUCUUUUAAUGUUAACACACGUGUCAUGCUCUGAAACACGUAUAAUCAGUAUUAAUUGAUUAUUUAAAAUCUUAUACAUAAGCAUAGAAUACCUUGUACAGAAACAUUUCCCUAUGUACAUCCAAUAGUAAAAUCUCUUCUAUCGUA